AAGGCAGAGAGGGCUGCCGGAGCCGGUAACACCGGGUGGAGGCUCAACAUCUGUCAGAUUGUCAGUGUUGAAGUUCUUGGAACUGCGGGAACUGACCGGGAACUGAGCGGGAACUGAGCGGUUUAAACAGUGAACCAACUUUUUACGAGCUCCGUUAGGUUUCCGGUCCUGAGCUGACGACUUUUCAAGAUGCAAAGACACAGAUCCCACCUGGGCUUGCUGCUCCUGGCCUCGCAGGUGCUUCAGUUGGGCCUGGACAACAUCCCUCCGGUCACUCUGGCUGUCCUGGGUCUGAACGUGUUCCUCUUCCUGUUCCCGGCUGCUCCCCUGUUGAAGGCGUGUGUGAGCGUCCACGAGGUUUGCCGGGUUCGAGACUGGCGCCGCCUCUUUCUGUCCCCGUUACACCACGUAGACGACUGGCACCUGUAUUUCAACAUGGUGUCCUUUCUGUGGAAAGGCGUCAAGCUGGAGCGGCGGCUGGGGGGAGCCUGGUUCGUUUACCUGCUCUCCGUCUUCUCUCUGCUCACCGGAUUGGUCUAUCUGCUGAUGGAGGCGCUGCUGACGGGGAUCACCGAUGACGAGUCCUACAGCAUGACGUGCGCUGUNNUGUUCCUAGGUGUUUUGUUCGCUCUGAAGGUGCUCAAUAACCAUUACCACCCCGGAGGUGUGACUUUUAUCUUGGGUCUUCCUGUGUCUAACCGCUAUGCUAGCUGGGUGGAGCUUGUUCUGAUCCACCUCACAGCUCCUGGGACCUCUUUCGUUGGUCACCUGGCAGGAAUCCUGGUGGGGCUGCUCUACACAUCCGGACCGCUGAAGACCGUCAUGAAGAUAUGCGCAGAGUACGCCACCUCCACCAGGAAUAACUGGUACCUUGGCUCUUCAGGUCAGUUUUCAUCUGCAGUGAGCACGGCUGGUUACCGUAGCGGUAGAAGAGGAUACUCGGGAAGUGGUCGGUAUGCAUCGAACUACAGAAGACGUGAUUCUUACACAGGCUGGCUGUCGGAGGAGGAGCAGCUGCAGGAAGCCAUUAGAAACAGUCUGAACGACAGAGGACAAACCUAUUGGGAAGGAGUUCCACCUCCUCAUGGUUACCCGUCUCCGUAUCCCAGCGCCGAGGAGCUCAGAUCGUGGAGGCUGAGGAGGUUUGAAAGCUGAACUCCGGUUCGUGCAGGAUGUUGGACUGAAGCAGGCUGAGGAGGAGCACCCUCUCAGCGCUCCUGUCCACGUUCUGAGUGUUACCAAGGAGCCGGAGCACAUUCUGAGUUUGUGUCGGGGAAAUUAUCCUCCGCUUCUGAGCUCAGAUUUAAACUGAACGUCAGGAGAUCUGUUUCAUAAGUUUGCGAUGUUCUAAACUUUUUUUUUUAAAGAUCACUGUGUGUGAAUGAAAUGUGCCUCGGAGUCUCUGUGAGAAGACGCCGACCGGCGAAACGCGAUGCAGGAGAUGACGAGACCGGCGGGCGAGGUUUCUAAUCUCAACAGAGCAGAUCGACGACAGGAAGUGUUGAAAUAAAUCUGACAGAAAUGAAUCGGGACGGUAAAUAUAAAGUCUUUCUCAUUAGCUUCAGUAAAUAGACACCAUCGCCUGCCUGAAGCAACUUUUGACCCUGAGCAGCUGAAGGUUUGUGACCCCAUCUAUCAUCUCAGAGCCAGGGAACCCCCCUGUCCUAAACGAGGGCAUGAUGACAACACAAACAGUAACCCAUUAGACCGUUUUUAUUCAGCUGGGACAUUUAUACCUUAACUAUGGUAAAAUUCACAAUAAGGAAUCAUGUUUUAGAUUCAUUUUGAUUCCUAAAGAUCAUCUUAAACCCCCGUUUU
Molecule: messenger RNA, 1818 nt
Organism: Nematolebias whitei (Rio pearlfish)
Lineage: Eukaryota; Metazoa; Chordata; Actinopteri; Cyprinodontiformes; Rivulidae
Gene: rhbdd1
Product: rhomboid domain containing 1
Exons: 9
Coding region: 190-1155 (321 amino acids)
Cellular component (GO): membrane
Molecular function (GO): serine-type endopeptidase activity
Source: RefSeq, a predicted model, not a curated record